This is a messenger RNA of Macaca mulatta (Rhesus monkey), 2743 nucleotides long. It is a transcript of the gene ZNF554, whose product is annotated as zinc finger protein 554. The record is from RefSeq and is a predicted model, not a curated record. Gene Ontology annotation, cellular component: nucleus. NCBI's taxonomy places the organism in Eukaryota, Metazoa, Chordata, Mammalia, Primates, Cercopithecidae. Gene Ontology annotation, molecular function: RNA polymerase II cis-regulatory region sequence-specific DNA binding; DNA-binding transcription activator activity, RNA polymerase II-specific. Gene Ontology annotation, biological process: regulation of transcription by RNA polymerase II.
AGUGCCGAGUUUGCCUCUGCGCUCGUCGGGGGUUGGCGGCGGCGGCUGCGGCGAGUUCCAGAGGGGUGCCUGUUGGGGGCGUCCGCUCCGAGCGCCGAGGUGCCCAGCGGAGGAGGCGUCCCCGGGACACGCAGGGGAGGCCGUCCAGCCUGCACGGGGCGCUCCCGCCUCGGGGGCUCUGCGUGGCGCCUGAGCGCGCGCCCCAAUGGUCACCUGCGCCCACCUGGGCCGGCGCGCGCGGCUCCCGGCAGCUCAGCUCUCUGACUGCCCAGGAACCCGCUUUUCCCAAGAGGAGAGAAUGGCUGCCGGGUACCUGCCCUGCCGGUCCCAGGAAUUAGUAACCUUUGAGGACGUGUCCGUGGACUUCUCCCAGGAGGAAUGGGAGUUGCUGGAGCCUGCUCAGAAGAACCUGUACAGAGAGGUGAUGCUGGAGAACUAUAGGAACGUGGUCUCCCUGGAGGCCUUGAAGAACCAAUGUACUGAUGCGGGGAUUAAGAAGGGUUCACUUUCCCCAGCACAAACCCCACAAGUCACUAGUCUUUCCUCAUGGACGAGGUAUGUACUUCUUCAACCAGCAGCUUCUUCCCAGUUGGAGCAAAGAGAAGCCCUGUGGAUGGAGGAGAAAGGGACUCCUCAAGCCUCCUGUGCAGAUUGCAUGACUGUACUAAGAAACCAAGACUCAACUUACAAGAAGGUGGCUUUGCAGGAGGAACCAGCCAGUGGUUUAAAGAUGAUAAAGCUUAUCAGAGAAGACAGGGGAUGGAAGCAAUUAGAGGAGAGCCAUGAAGACCCCCGGGGACUUUUGAGCCAAAAGGCAUCCCUCCACGUAGUGGCCAUGCCUCAGGAGAAGGCUGCUGCAUGGCAUGGAUUUGGGGAAAAUGGUAAUCUGAGCCCAGCCCUUGUUUCAUCACAGGGAAGCACUAGAGGGAAUCACUUGUGUGGCAGUGAGUUAGAUACUACAAGCUUGGCAUCCGAUUCCAUCUUAAACCACCAUCAGGUGGGAUAUGCCGAUCGGAGACCCUGUGAAGGUAAUGAAUGCGGAAAUGCCAUCAGCCAGAACAGUCACUUUACUCCACAUGGGGGGAAAAUGUUUGUGUAUUUGGAAAACGGGCAGUCAUUGAACCACGGUAUGGCCCUGACCGUCCACAACAAAAUCAACACGGCAGAGAAACCCUUUGAGUGCCAGCAGUGCGGGAAGGUGUUCAACCGGAGGCAUUCCUUGAGCGAACAUCAAAGAAUUCACACGGGAGAGAAACCCUACGAGUGUCAGGAGUGUGGGCGAGCCUUUACGCACAGCUCCACCCUCACGCGCCAUCUGAGGACUCACACUGGAGAGAAGCCCUACGCGUGCGGCGCGUGCGGGAAAGCCUUCAACAGGAUCUCAUCUCUGACUCAGCAUCAGAGGAUUCACACCGGGGAAAAGCCCUAUAAAUGUGAAGACUGCGGGAAAUCCUUCUGCCAGAGUUCCUACCUGAUCUUGCACAGGAGGACGCACACCGGAGAGAAGCCCUACGAAUGCAGCGAAUGUGGAAAGGCCUUUAGCGACCGCUCCUCCCUCAACCAGCACGAGCGGACUCACACGGGCGAGAACCCCUAUGAAUGUAAGCAGUGUGGGAGAGCUUUCAGCCAGAGGUCUUCCCUGGUGAGGCACGAGAGAACUCACACUGGAGAGAAACCCUACAGGUGUCAGGAAUGCGGAAAAGCCUUCAGCCAGAGCUCGUCCCUUGUCACACAUCAGAAAACUCACAGCAGCCAGAAAAUCUACAAAAUCAUUGACUGUGGGAAAGCGUUCUACCAGAACAGACAUCUUAUUGGAUGUUAGCGAUUGCAUGCUGCUUUGUGAACCCCUUUUUAGUACUCUGACACAUACCUGUGGUUAUACUUUGCCCUGGUGGGAUGGAUAAUUUGAAAAGCAGUGGGGGCCGGGCGCGGUGGCUCAAGCCUGUAAUCCCAGCACUUUGGGAGGCCGAGACAGGCGGAUCACGAGGUCAGGAGAUUGAGACCAUCCUGGCUAACACGGUGAAACCCCGUCUCUACUAAAAAAUAGAAAAAAACUAGCCGGGCGAGGUGGUGGGCGCCUGUAGUCCCAGCUACUCGGGAGGCUGAGGCAGGAGAAUGGCGUGAACCCGGGAGGCGGAGCUUGCAGUGAGCUGAGAUCCAGCCACUGCACUCCAGCCUGGGCGACAGAGCAAGACUCCGUCUCAAAAAAAAAAAAAAAAAAAAAAAGAAAAGCAGUGGGUUUAUGUCACCUUCUCACCUUCUUGGAAGAAAGCUCUGAGAAUGGGCCUUUUUGUGUUUUGUUGUUGCGUUUUUGAGAUGGGAUCUGCCACCCAGGCUGGAGUGCAGUGGCGUGGUCAUACCUCACCGUAGCUUCAACUUCCUAGGCUCAAGUAAUCCUCCCACCCCAGCCUUCCAGGUUGCUGGGACUACAGGCGUGCAACACCAUGCCCAACAAAUUUUUAAAUUUAUUAUGGAGUUGGGGUCUUGCUACAUUACCAAGACUGGUCUUUAAUUCCCGGGGUCAAGCACUCCUCCUGUCUUGGCCUCCCAAAGUGCUGGGAUUAGAAGCAUGAGCCACUGUACCCAGGCUGACGGGGCCUCUUAAUAGGAGGAGUUGCCAUUGCAAUAUGCCAGUGAGCUCCAGACUUUCGGAAAAGAUUGGUGGAUGGGAGUGCUAUCGUGGAUGGGAUCUUGCCAAGACCCAUCACAUGUUUAGUUGCUUAAACAAAAGGUAUUCUGUUUC